This is a messenger RNA of Bactrocera latifrons, 2888 nucleotides long. It is a transcript of the gene mms4, whose product is annotated as crossover junction endonuclease EME1. Bases 77 to 1003 code for a protein of 308 amino acids. The record is from RefSeq and is a predicted model, not a curated record. Gene Ontology annotation, cellular component: nucleus; Holliday junction resolvase complex. The transcript has a single exon. Gene Ontology annotation, biological process: resolution of meiotic recombination intermediates; mitotic intra-S DNA damage checkpoint signaling; double-strand break repair. Lineage: Eukaryota; Metazoa; Arthropoda; Insecta; Diptera; Tephritidae.
AUUUUUUAAACAAUUACGAAGGCGGUAAUGUUUUGAAGAACAAAGUUAUAUUGCAUUCAAACAACAAUCAAAAGAAAUGGACACGAAAGCCGACAAAUUACAAAAAAGGGCAAUUCGAGAUCAGCAAAAACGUAUGAAACCUGGUGAAUGCCAGAAAUACGUACGCAUGAUUUUGGACAGCRGUAUAUUAAAUUCAAGUAUGAAGGGACUUGGUUGUGAAUUAAAAUUAGAAAUCGAACAACUACAAAUAAAAUAUGCAGUACGCGAUUUAACGUCUAAAUUUUGUAUCAUUUGGGAACGUCAAUCGGGUCAGCGGGAAUUGUUGCCCAAUGAGUGUUUAGAUUCGCCGCUGAGCGCAAAGUGGGAAUCGGAAAAUCAAGUUGUGCAAUUUUUCACUAAACAAGAUCUUCAGAACACAACCGCAACUGAAAUAGCGAAGAAUAUGGAAAAAAAUUUUCCAGAUAUGCAACCCACUAUAGCUUUAUUAGCAGAUCGAAAAAAGAAUUCGGAAUCAAAUACUACAAAUUCUGUGCUCAUAGAUUUACAAGUCUUACAUCAAGUAGCCACAAUACAAGUAGCGCCAGAGUCCAGUGAAGUAGCUGCUACCUUACGUCGUUUCACAAAAGCCAUAGCGGAAGCGCCAUUCAAGCAACAGAAAGCCAACACUUUGGGCACUUUUAAAAAAUUCCUUGCCAACGAUAAGAAACAGUGUGUACGUGUCGUGGGUACAAACGGUUUAGGGCGUCUUUGGCAACAACAUUUAAAUCGUUUGCCUUUAGUAACCUUGGAGGUAGCUGAGACUAUAAUCGCACAAUAUCCAUGCCCCAAAAAACUUUUGGACGCAUAUGAACGGAAUGCAGAUGAGGAGAAAAAGAUAAUGGCCGAUUUGAAGAUCAAUCGCGGUGGCCCACAGCCAUUGCAAGCGGAUAGGCGUAUUGGGCAUGUAUUGAGCGGAAAGUUACACUUGCUGUAUAACAGCAGAGAUCCAAAUGCAAUUAUUUAAUAAAAAACAAUUUGAAAACUUUUGCGAAAAAUUGGAUAUUUGCAUGCACGAGCGCUAAUUGAGAAUAUUUAUACACCAAUUUUGCAAUUGUAGAAAAUUUUACUUCGUUUAAGUUAUACAUUAGAACAAUGGAUUAUAUAAUAUUUUUUACCACUUGUUUAUUGUUUAUUCCUUAACGUUAUAUAUUAUUGUUAUACAUAAAUUAGGCUUUUUUAAAUAUAUGUUUAUGUGUUUAAUUAGUCAUUUGUUCAUCAAUUUUAUAUGGUCUAAUGUGAGGUCUAGCACUAAAUAUUUAUAAGUAUAAUUAUUAAAUAUAAUAUCGUAAAUUAGAAUAUUAUUUGGUUAAUUAUGCACAAUCGCUAAUAGUAUUUGUUAUUCAGUUAUAAUUAAAAAUCACAUAUUUUCAUAUUCCGUAAUUUUGUUAUACAAUAUUCACUAAUUUUUUUCUAUCAUUUUUGUAGUUAUGUAUAUAUUUGCUUAAGUAAUUUGACAAAUUGUACAUUCAAACGCUGUGGACACGACGGUUUGCCAACSAAAUUUUAUUUUUAAGAUUUUUUUUUUAUACUUUUGUCCCUAAGCGUUUGCCCGCAUUAAUUAAAUCAUACGAAUUAUUAAUGUUUUUAUCAGUUAUUAUUUUUGUCAAUUACGAAAUUUUAUAAAGAAUAAAAUAACUGUUUUAUGGAGUUUACGUACACAUAUUUCGAUAUUAAUUGAGUUUUAAAAUCUUAGCGAAUAUUGUGAUUGUUCUUACUUUUUUUUUUGGACAUGCCAUUUCUUUUCUAUUUGGCAAAUGUGAAUUCAUAUUGUUCAAAAAAAUCAUACGUACAUACACARGAAAAGUACGCGAUAAACGAAUAAAUUAAAAGAUAAUCACUAAUCGUAAUGAAAUAAUUUCCAACUGAUUUUUAAUAAAUAAAAUUAAGAAUUUCAUGAACACGUAUUUAAUAAGGGCAGUCAUCACUCUUUCUAAAAUCAGGAAUAUGUCAAAAUGGUUUCGUUCGCCGGUUUGUUUAAAUUACUGAAACCUUUCCAAAUAAAAACGCAUUGUGAGUUAAUUUCAACUUGAUAUGUGAGCCAACCGCUUGACUUGAAAUGUAAUUAACAGUUAUGUAAAUGCAAACACUAAGCUACAUUCCAAUAUUUUUGUCAUAAGUGAAGUUUUAUAUGUUUUACUUUUUUUCUAGCAUUUUAAGGGAAUAUUUAUAUAACACUAAUUGGCCGAAAAUUUGUACAAAUUUUUAGACAGUUAAAAUUAAGUUCGUUGGCAUGUAGCAUGGCAUGGGUUUCACUCCGGUAGUUUGUAUUUUAUUAUAAUUUAAAAAGCCCAAUUAUAUAUGUACGUUAUAUUUUAGUAUGAGUWGUGAGUAAAUAAUUUAGUUCUAAUUUUUACAAUGUUUGCAUGUGCUCAUGAAUCACCAUAUUUCGCUUACUGACUAAUGAUGCAUGUAAAGUGUUCUCCCUUUUAAUGAAUGAAUGCUUUGACGAAUACUUGUAUUUAUGAUUUAUUUAAUUUAUUUGUUUGUUGGUGUAUAUAAUUUCGAUAAAUAGUCAAUAAAGCAAAUAUUAAACUAAAGCAGAUGUUAUGUACAUAUAUAUGGAUAUAAAGAGAAUAAUGGAUAAUAACUAAAACAUAUUUUUGUUAGAAAACUUAUUAUAUAAACACACGUAGAAUAUAAAUUAUUAUAUGAACAUUUAUGGACUGGUAAUCUUGUAACUAUAAAUAUACAUUAUUAUUUUAUUAUUUUUUACAAUCGUAAUAAUUAUUUUUUUACUUAAACUCUAUGCGAUUAUCACUAAGACUUUACGUGUGUGUCUGUAUGUGUAUUUGGAACUGUCCGUCUGUCAGUCAUUCACUCACUUUGCCAUACAUCCCCCCGUUUUAAGC